AUGAGUCAAUCUAUAAGAGCUUUAAAGAAUGUCUUAAGAAAAGAAAUGCGUACAUCAUUAAAUCAAAUUCCGUUAGAAGUAAUUGAACAAGAAAGGAAAAUAUGUUAUGUGCCAAGAUGGAAUAAUGAUGAAAUGGACAUGGUUAAACUUCAUUCUUAUAAAGAUUAUUUAUCAUUACCUGUAAAUCCAAACGAAUUGGAUUUAAUAAUAAUGCCAGGUUUAGCAUUUGACUUGCAAGGAAAUAGAUUAGGACAUGGCAAGGGGUACUUUUACAUGUAUAAUCUUUAA
This is a messenger RNA of Funneliformis mosseae, 288 nucleotides long. The record is from the annotation of a GenBank genome assembly. NCBI's taxonomy places the organism in Eukaryota, Fungi, Glomeromycota, Glomeromycetes, Glomerales, Glomeraceae.